UUUCUUUUUGGAUACUUACUGGAUUUUUGACCCAUUCUAUUUUAACUCCUUAUGAAUCUCAACCUUUUGGAUAACUCUACCAGAUACAACUUCCUUGCCAGGCUGACUUGACCUGGAUACCCACCAUGCACAACAGCACUGCUGAAAUUCCGCACACAGCUGCAACAUAUAAUGAGACUUGUCCUACCCAGUCACCGAGCUCCGAGUUUUCACUGGGUGUGUUGGUGCUGCUGGCUCUCCUCAUGGUGCUGCUGUCUCUGGUGACCAUCCUUGGAAACAGCCUGGUGAUCCUUGCUUUCAUUAUGGACAAAAACCUCAGGCAUCGGAGUAACUAUUUCUUUCUGAAUCUUGCUGUUUCAGACUUUGCAGUGGGUGUGUUCUGUAUGCCAUUGUACAUCCCUUAUGCCCUGACAGGGACAUGGCACUUGGGAAGAAGCCUGUGCAAGCUCUGGCUGGUCAUGGACUAUCUUGUGUGCACAGCUUCAGUGUUUAACAUCGUCCUUAUCAGCUACGACCGUUUCCUGUCAGUUACAAAAGCUGUGUCUUACAGAGCCCGGCAAGGAAUAAUGUCCAGCCCUGCCAUCAAGAUGGUGGCCAUCUGGGUCUUAGCCUUCCUUCUGUACUGCCCAGCCGUCCUGUUUUGGGAGCACGUGGCCGGACACAGCGUGGUUGCGGUGGAUCAGUGCCAUGCUGAGUUCUACAACAACUGGUACUUCCUGCUGUGUGCAUCCACGCUGGAGUUCUUUGUGCCCCUGCUCCUGGUGACCUACUUCAACAUGCACAUCUUCCACAACAUCCAGAGGCGCCAGCGGCGUGGCAGCGUGCAGGACUGUGAGUCUGCAGGGAGCAGCAGCCUGUCCUGGAGGUUUUGUGGCUUGCCGAGGCCAGGGGCAUCGUCUCCUUCAUCAGAAGCAGAGGACAGUGUUUCUUCACUAACGAGGUCAUGGAGACCAGCAGCAGUGGCUAAUGGUCCAUCUCGAAAAGAGAGCAGUUCUACAGCUCUCAAAAGGAACUUUUCUGCUUCCUUCUCUUCAAAGACUGGAUCAAAACUGCAGCGGGACAAGAAAAUAGCAAAGUCUCUUGCGAUAAUUGUCUGUGUGUUUGCCAUUUGCUGGGCCCCAUACUCCUUAUUAAUGAUUAUUCGUGGAGCCUGCCACGGGAAGUGCAUCCAUAAGUCUCUGUAUGAAGCAACCUUUUGGCUUUUGUGGAUCAAUUCCUCUUUGAACCCAUUUCUUUAUCCUCUCUGUCAUAUGAGGUUCCGAAUGGCUUUUCUGAAGAUAUUGUGUCCCCAAAAGUUAGCAACACCGAAAUCUGGUAACACACCUUCUUUAUAGAGAGGUGAAAGAAAUGUCUUACAGAUAAGGUUCCUCUGUUAUUUAGUGAUUCAUUUUCAUAUGUAUUGUCGGCAAAAAUAGAGGAAAAAGCAAUUUGUUUACUAAUGACUAAUUGUUUAAGAGUGCAGCAGAGUUAUGUAGUUGCCCUGAUAUUGCUAAUUUUCAGGAUCUCAUUUUUGGUUUUGCUGGUAUGAGGCCAGAUUAAUUACUGUCUAGCGCAUUGAAAAGAAUAACAAGCUUUGCUGGGUGACCUUUUGGUUUGUGAGUGUGAGAUAUAUUUUUUUCCUUCUCUUUUUUUUCUUUUCUUUGUUUAAUGCAUAGAGCUGGCACUGUGAAAAACUCUGCUAUCGCUGUCUCCAUAGAGAGUAAUUGGGGGAGAUACCUGUUCAUGUAUGUGUUGAAGUAAAAUUUAUGUCCUGUUUAUGAACCUAAAGCUAUCAGUGAAGAAGCAAUUCUGCUACAUUUUCUAAAGAUUGUAAAAAUACUCACAGAAGCAGUAUAUUUUGAUUUUAUAAACUAUUAUGAAGACAAGAGGGUGCCCUCUCCUUGUUAUAAUACCCACAGUGAGCAAUAUUCAAGUGAAUGGGCUGCCUAACCUACCAUAUCUGUCCUUUUCAAAUUUUAAUCUGGUAUUUCAGGACAAAGUACAUGUAAGUUAGUAAUUCUGAAUGAUUUUCAGAGAAUGAAUUUUUCCAUGCUUAAGAGGAUUUUGAGAUUGGUUAUCAAAAUGGUCAGACAUAAAUGGUAGUUAGUCUUUUCACCUAUACUGUUUUUUCACCUGACAGUGGCUGCCUCCUCAGUUGUGCUUAAAUGACAUUUAGUGCCAGAUCUGUGCACUAUGUGAUUGCCUAAAAGAUAGGCCAGUGUUGGGCACAUGAUCACAUUCCUGUUGAAUUAGCAAAGCAAGCAAUGCUAAAUUCAUACUGGAUUUAUGAUUUUGGCUGGCUGUGCGAGAAUAGACAAUAGCCUUUCGAGUGUAAAGCUUUGCAAGUGCAAAGAUAUUCCAUCAAAAUGCCUAGAACAAAUUUUAUCUGACAGAGUGAUUUUUAUACUAGCUAAGUUCUUUGUGUCCUGUUACUGAGACAUUAUGUGGAUUUUUUUCUGCCACAGAACAAAUAUCAAACUGGAUUUUUUCAAUUAGGGAGCAAGGGCCUGCUUGAGAAUGAGGUUUAGAGAGGUCUGGAAGCUGAUACAGAGAUAUCUUAAGCAGCUCUUAACAAACAAAGCUGUUGAAUGUCCAGUGCUGAUAGGAGUGAACAGAUGUGUUGGCGAAAGCAAUGGAGCUUGAUUAUACCCUAUUCCAUGUGCCAAACUUUCUUACCAUGUGUUGAGUGUUGCAACCCACCCAGAAAGCUUUCAUGGAUGGGUAAGUGAGAGUCACUGGCUACAUCUUUUUCUCUCCUUUUAUGUGAUGUUAUUCCUCUUUGUUUAUAAAUAUAAAAAUGUAUGAAAUAUGGAAAGCGAAAUCUGAUGCACAGAACAAUGAAGAGCAGUAGUCAACUUAAAUAGUUUUUAAUCUAAUUUGAAAUUGGCUGUUGAAGUGUUGCUAUAACAGAGUACUCCUAUGCAAGCACAAUUCAAAUGCAUGGAAGCAGCCUAAUUAUAGCACAAAAGUUGAUGGCUUUGAAGAGCUAGAAUGUCUUUCUGUUCAGAGGUCUGGAACUGAAGACUUCUCUUGCCAGUUUUUGCACUGCUGUAAGAUUAUCUUUCACCCUUCAUUCUUGCUAUGCUUCCUUGCCUGGAUAGUGUUAUGGAUUGUGAGCCUAAUUGCUAAGAGAGAUGCAGCUUCAGGAGGAGGUCAUUGAUUCAGCACAGCUGUUUUUACUGUCAUGAGCUGUGGUGCUGGCAUAGAUUCUGUAGGGUUUGUUUUUCUGUGAUGCUUAAAAAACCUAAACACACACACAGAGUUAAAACAUUUACAGAAUAGCUGGUGUACUAAACAUCUGUUAAAUAGAGAAACUGAAGAUAGGCCCAAGAUGGAAAUGUAUUUGAGUAGUUUGCUUUUGCAUCUCUAUGUUUUUAAUAUAAAAAUUCAGUUUGCAUUUUGUGUUUAAAGAAUGCGUUGCUCAUUUUGGAAAAUGACCCUACAAAAUUAUUGAUGAGAUAAACUGAGUCCACAUUUUGCAUUGCUGGAAAACUAGUUAGUGAAUUUGCCAGGCAGAAUAAUCUGCAGCAAACUUGAAACAACAUAGCAUGGUGAAGCUACUAGAGAUCAGUGGUUUUUAGAGUCUUUUACACACACAAUGUUCAAACUGUUUUCUCACACUUCUCCCGUGUAUUAGAUGAAUUUGUUGUAUUUUUCUAAUUGUUGAAAAUUUUGCUUAAUGCUCCCAGGGCAAGUCAAGCACUGGUUGCUGUGCCCACAGGUUUAAAGCUGUCUUGGUCAGGGUGGCAUCAAAAAUAUUCUCCCUUGUAAAUCAUAAAUCAGACAUUUUUCAGGGUUGUGGUUAGAUUAUUUUUCAGCAUUUGUUCUUAUGCCCCGACUCAAAUGGAUGUUUCUUGCCAAAGGGUUUUCUAACCCAGGUGUCUCUAGCAAGUCACUCAUUCAAUUCACUAUUUCAUGUCUUUGAAUUUUCUUCUGUCUUUGCAGAUGUUCAGUAUCCCUAAAUACAUGGUGACAGUGGCUAUAUGGGCUUUGUGGGCUUCAACUCAAACCACCCUAUUUUUUUUCUAAUCUGACCCUCUCAGAUUUAAAAAGAUCAAAACCCUCAACAAAUAAAAAAUACA
Messenger RNA from Catharus ustulatus (Swainson's thrush), 4061 nucleotides. It is a transcript of the gene HRH4, whose product is annotated as histamine receptor H4. The coding region runs from base 126 to 1334 and encodes 402 amino acids. The transcript has 3 exons. Gene Ontology annotation, cellular component: membrane. Gene Ontology annotation, biological process: adenylate cyclase-activating adrenergic receptor signaling pathway. NCBI's taxonomy places the organism in Eukaryota, Metazoa, Chordata, Aves, Passeriformes, Turdidae. The record is from RefSeq and is a predicted model, not a curated record. Gene Ontology annotation, molecular function: histamine receptor activity.